AUGGCCUCCCCUAUGCAGCGCUUUGAAAUCCAGGGAGCAACGGAAGAACCCUCAAAUUGGUCAGACUGGAGCAUGGUCGAGGCCGCUCUGCUUGACAGCCAUGACUGGGCCGCCAGCAUGAUCACAAUCAAGGAUUCUGUCCCCCUGAACGAUGAUGGAUCUGCCCGUCCAUUGAUUUUUCGAAAACGGUUCUUCUUACCCUCUAACAGGACAAUCAAAAUGGCCCGACUAUAUGCCACCAGCCAUGGAGUCUACUUUGCACGUCUCAAUAACAAGUCAGUCGGGGACGAGUGUAUGGCACCAGGUUGGCAGAGUUAUAACAAGCGUCUCCACUAUCAAGUUCAUGAUGUUGGGGGCCUCCUUCUGCCUGGUGUUGAAAACGUCCUUCUGCUUGAUGUGGGACCUGGCUGGUUCGCAUCAGCCUUGUCCUGGGUCUGUCGAAGGUUUGUUUACGGCACCGAGCUUGGUAUCCUGGCGCAACUAGAAGUGCAAUUCGACGGAACUGAUGAGCCGUUUAUUGUCUGUACAGACUCUUCCUGGACGGCCACCACUUCAGCUAUUCUGAGUAGCGAGAUCUACAAUGGAGAAGUCUAUGACCAGCAGCGAGCCAUGGAGAUAGGUCGGGCACAUGAUGAGCUGUCCCAGGUCACAUGGAGUGAAACUAGAGUCUCAAACAUCGCUGUUGCACCUCUGACCUCGCCCAACGGGCCACCAGUACGAGUAACGGAACGCCUUCGACCGAAGUCGUUUUUGAAAUCUGCAUCUGGCAAAAUCAUCAUUGAUUUCGGACAAAAUAUCGCCGGUCGACUGUGCAUCAGGCGUCUCCUCAAGCCUGCGGGACACAAAGUCACAUUCCGCCACGCAGAAGUAGUUGAAAACGACGAGCUGGGCACAGGUCCGUUGCGCACAGCGGAAGCGAAAGACACAGUGAUAUGUGCAGGAACAGUCUUGACAGACUGGCACCCCAACUUUACGUUUCAUGGGUUUCGAUUCGUCGAAGUGUCGGGUUGGUCUGAACAGGACGCUGAGACGCCCUUGACGAAGGACAGUGUCGUUGCGGAAGUGAUGCAUUCUGACAUGCGAAGAACGGGUUGGUUUUCCUGCUCCAAUGAUGAGGUUAACCAACUACACAAAAACACGGUGUGGAGUAUGAGGGGGAACUUCCUCAGCGUACCGACUGAAUGUCCUUCUAGAGAUGAGAGACUGGGAUGGACAGGUGAUUUGAAUCUCUUUGCACCAACUGCCACCUUUCUCUAUGAUACUGGCGGGAUUCUGGGAGAUUGGCUGCAGGAUCUGUAUGCCGAUCAAAUGGACAAUCACAAGAACUGGAAGCAAGGAAUGGUACCGCUCUAUGUACCAAAUUGUCUGACAGGACUUGGCCCUGAAGAUGAGGGCUGGCAUCACAUGCAGAAUGGAGUUUGGGGGGACGCCGCAGUCAUGGUACCAUUCCAGCUCUACAUGAUGACAAACGAUAUCAAUAUUCUGUCGCGCCAAUAUGACAGCAUGAAGCAGUACCUUGAAAAGGUUGUCCGGCGCGGUGAAGAUGGUCUUUGGGAUCCCUAUCAAUGGCAGUUUGGCGACUGGUUGGACCCCUCUGCGCCGCCCAAUAACUCGGGAAGAGGUCGGACAGAUGGUACCUUUGUCGCAGACUGUUUCCUGAUCGAGUCGACGGAGAGAAUGGCCUUCAUCUCCGAAGAGCUCCAGAAAUCGGACGAUUUUUCUGACUUUGGUGCUGCUCACUCCCAGCUAUUGAUGGCUUUUCAAGCGAAAUAUGUGACACCUGCAGGGCUUCUGGCCCCUGACACGCCCACAGCACAUGCGCUCGCCAUCGCCUUUGACCUCCUGCCUUCCGACGAGAGAUCUCAUUUCGUGGCAAGUGAACAAGCAACAGCCGCGCGCCUCUCCCGUGCCCUUCGUUUUGACGACUUCUGCAUCUCAACCGGCUUUGUCGGCACCGCCUUUCUGCUCCCCAGCCUCACGAAGUCCUACCAGGACGCGCUAGCGUACCAAAUGCUUCUGUCACGAUCCACUCCCUCACUGCUCUAUCCAGUCCGCAUGGGCGCAACGACGACAUGGGAGCGUUGGGAUAGUCUUAAGCCUGAUGGCCGUAUCAACGAAGCCAGCAUGACAAGUUUUAAUCAUCACGCGCUGGGUUCUGUCACAAGUUGGUUGCACGAGAGCGUUGGUGGGAUCAAGCCCGACAGGCCUGGUUGGAGAAACGUCCUGAUUGAGCCGUGCGUUAACCGAAUGCUCUCGUAUGCUGAAAUCAUCUACGAGUCUGUCUAUGGACGUAUAGAAUGUCGCUGGAAGCUGGAUGGCAACACAUUCAGCAUGGACGUUACGGUGCCCCCAAACGCUCGCGCCUGCAUUGUCUUGCCUGAAGUGCGUGAUAAACAGGCUCAAGGUCUGGAAGUUGAUGGUUGCUGGGUGGGUUCCGGACGAUACCAUUUCAAAAGCGAGUAUACACGAGCUGAUCAUCCUGUCGAAGCCAUCCUUCCGCCCUGGGGAAGGUCGAGUUUCUGA
Fonsecaea nubica is the source of this 2523-nucleotide messenger RNA. RefSeq lists its product as hypothetical. The transcript is spliced from 2 exons. Bases 1 to 2523 code for a protein of 840 amino acids. The record is from RefSeq and is a predicted model, not a curated record. NCBI's taxonomy places the organism in Eukaryota, Fungi, Ascomycota, Eurotiomycetes, Chaetothyriales, Herpotrichiellaceae. Gene Ontology annotation, biological process: carbohydrate metabolic process.